This is a messenger RNA of Sorex fumeus (smoky shrew), 2522 nucleotides long. It is a transcript of the gene LDHD, whose product is annotated as lactate dehydrogenase D. Gene Ontology annotation, molecular function: D-lactate dehydrogenase (cytochrome) activity; FAD binding; D-lactate dehydrogenase (NAD+) activity. Gene Ontology annotation, biological process: lactate catabolic process. Bases 36 to 1490 code for a protein of 484 amino acids. Gene Ontology annotation, cellular component: mitochondrion. NCBI's taxonomy places the organism in Eukaryota, Metazoa, Chordata, Mammalia, Eulipotyphla, Soricidae. The transcript is spliced from 11 exons. The record is from RefSeq and is a predicted model, not a curated record.
AGUCCGCCCGCUCUGUGCCCGCUGCGCGCCUGGCCAUGGCUCGCCUGCUCCGGGCUGCGACCCGGGGGCUGUUCCCGGGGAGGGGGUACUGCUCCAAGGGGACGCAGGGAGAGCUCAGCAAGGGUUUUGUGGAGGCUCUGAAGGCAGUUGUGGGGAGCCCCCAGGUGUCCACAGCUUCUGCGGUCCGGGAGCAGCACGGGCAUGAUGAGUCCAUGCACAGGUGCCAGCCUCCGGACGUGGUGGUGUGGCCGCAGACAGCAGAGCAGGUCAGCCGGGUGGCCGAGCUGUGCUAUGGCCAGGGCGUGCCCAUCAUCCCCUUCGGCACUGGCACCGGGCUGGAGGGCGGCGUGUGCGCCGUGCAGGGCGGCGUCUGCAUCAACCUGACCCGGAUGGACCGGAUCCUGGCGCUGAGCCCUGAGGACUUCUCUGUGGUGGUGGAGCCCGGCGUGACCCGCAAGGCCCUCAACACCCACCUGCGGGACAGCGGCCUCUGGUUUCCCGUGGACCCAGGUGCUGAUGCCUCUCUCUGUGGCAUGGCUGCCACUGGGGCCUCGGGCACCAAUGCUGUGCGCUAUGGCACCAUGCGGGACAACGUGCUGAACCUGGAGGUGGUGUUGCCCCGGGGCCAGCUGCUUCACACUGCGGGCCCAGGCCGCCACUUCCGGAAGAGUGCUGCUGGCUACAACCUCACGGGGCUCUUUGUGGGCUCCGAGGGGACCCUGGGACUCAUCACUGCUGCCACCCUGCGCCUGCACCCCGCUCCCGAGGCCACGAUGGUGGCCACCUGCGCAUUCCCCAGCAUCCAAGCGGCUGUGGAUAGCACAGUGCACAUCCUCCAGUCUGCAGUGCCUGUGGCCCGCAUCGAGUUCCUGGAUGACGUCAUGAUGGACGCCUGCAACAAGUACAGCAAGCUGAGCUACACAGUGGCUCCCACGCUCUUCCUGGAGUUCCACGGUUCCGAGGAGGCGCUGGCCCAGCAACUGCACCGCUCAGAGGAGAUCAGCCGGCACAACGGAGCCUUGCACUUCUCCUGGGCCAAGGAGGCGGAGGAGCGCAGCCGGCUCUGGGCGGCGAGGCACAACGCCUGGUACUCGGUGCUGGCGCUGCGGCCCGGCAGCAAGGGCUACUCCACCGACGUGUGUGUGCCCAUCUCCCGGCUGCCUGAGAUCGUGGUGCAGGCCAAGGAGGACAUGACGGCAUCUGGCAUCACAGGAGCCAUCGUCGGGCACGUGGGCGAUGGCAACUUUCACUGCAUCCUGCUGGUAGACCCAGAGGACGCCGAGGAAGUCCGCAGGGUGGAGGCCUUUGCCAAACGACUGGGCAGGCGGGCUCUGGCCCUCCACGGGACGUGCACCGGGGAGCACGGCGUGGGGCUGGGCAAGCGGCAGCUGCUGCAGGAGGAGGUGGGCGCCGUGGGCGUGGAAACCAUGCGGCAGCUCAAGGCUGUGCUGGACCCCCGGGGCCUCAUGAACCCAGGCAAGGUGCUGUGAGGGCCCCCCAAGCCCCUCCCAGGCCCCUCCUGUUCUGUGAGCUUUCCUCCUCCCCACCCCCGUCAGGGACUGGGGUAGAGCUGGGCUCCCACCCCUGGGCCUGUCCUGCCCGAGGAAGCCCCCCCCCACUCCCGCCACCUGUGUGCCACGUCAUCUCCGGGACCACUGGCCUGCCUUCCCCUCGUCCCUGGCGGCCUCCCUCCUACUUGCUGCAGCCUGGAGGAGGGGCUGAGGCUGCGGAGGUGGCUUUCAGGGGCGCAGGUGCCCGGCCCACCUGCCUCCCCGCCCCCCCCAGCCUAGAACCGAACGCCAGACCCGCAGCACUGAGGACUGUCCCGGGCGCCGCGGAGGGGCCCACGAGCCUCCACAGCAUGUUCCGGCAGCCCUGGGAAGAAGAGCGGGAGCGUCCUGGCACCGAGCCUCUUCGCCAUGUGUUGUAUGACGCUACCAGCUUUGCUCCAUCACUAAGCAUCGGGGAUCCCAGCCCCAGGCGCCAGUCAUCGCCAGGGACUUGGCAUUGUUCCCCCCAAGUCCAUCAGGGGGCGCCCGACACCACAGCAUCUGGCUCUGGGCAUUGGUUCCCAGGACACACCUGUCAGUCGGGGUCUGGCGCUCAGCGGGACCCCCCAUCUGGCCUCGCCCACACGCGUCGCCCCUCCCCUUCCCCCGUAGCUGCCUGCGGGUCCCCAAUCCAGCUCUUCGGGGGAACCUCUGAGCUAAUGCUGCCUGCCCUAAGCCCCAGACUCUCCUGGGGAGCAGGUCUUGUGGGGCCUCCCCCCCAACCGCCUCUGGUCCAUGACUAAUUAGUGUGCGUAUUCCCAGGAGAGCCCUCUCCAGGGCCUCCUCGCAGGCUGCAUCCCUGGGGCACCCCCCUCCCCACCCCCCCCGCGGCUUCUCUCCUGACACCGGCCCCAUCCAGCGCCUGGCAGCAAGUAAAUGCUCAGCAAAUGGCCCCUUCCCGCGGGCUUCAUGAGGAAAAAAAGCCCCAAGGAGAGCUGAAAGAACAAGGACAUUCACUGUUCACAGAAAUAC